Molecule: messenger RNA, 984 nt
Organism: Eutrema salsugineum
Lineage: Eukaryota; Viridiplantae; Streptophyta; Magnoliopsida; Brassicales; Brassicaceae
Product: putative expansin-A26
Exons: 2
Coding region: 60-884 (274 amino acids)
Biological process (GO): plant-type cell wall organization
Cellular component (GO): extracellular region
Source: RefSeq, a predicted model, not a curated record
AUCAAUAAAAAGUAAAAGAGAGAGUAUCAUUAAAAAGAGAUAAACAAAAAAAAAAAAACAUGAAACUCUUAGAAAUAAUGAUAUGUACAAAUGUUUUGUUGAUAACAAUGGCGAUAUGGUUCGUGCCCAUCAGUUACGGUCAUGGAGCUGAGGCCCCGAUGGUUGGUGAUGUAGCCAACUCACCUGGAAGUGGAACCAAUGGACUCGACCCUACUUGGUAUGACGCACGAGCCACAUUUUACGGUGAUAUCCAUGGUGGAGGCACUCAGCAGGGAGCUUGUGGAUACGGUGACCUAAACAAACAAGGCUAUGGUCUAGCCACGGCGGCGUUGAGCCAGGCGCUUUUCAAUGACGGGUACACGUGUGGGGCUUGUUUCGAGAUCAUGUGCACGAAUGAUCCAAAAUGGUGUUUGCCCGGAUCCAUCAAGAUUACAGCUACAAAUUUCUGUCUAGCAAACUACACCAAGACGACAGGCGUAUGGUGCAAUCCACCACAGAAACACUUUGACCUCUCCCUACCAAUAUUCCUCAAGAUCGCACAAUACAAAGCUGGGGUUAUCCCGGUUAAAUACAGGCGUAUUCCUUGCGCAAAAACCGGCGGUGUCAAGUUCGAAACCAAAGGAAACCCUAAUUUCUUAAUGAUCUUGCCGUACAAUGUAGGAGGAGCCGGAGAUAUCAAGGCCAUGCAGAUUAAAGGAAGCGGAACUGGAUGGAUAACCAUGAAGAAGAAUUGGGGACAGAACUGGGUCACUGAUGUUGUGUUAACCGGACAAGGCUUAUCGUUUAGGGUUGUGACGAGUGAUGGGAUUAGUAAGGAUUUUAUUAAUGUGGUACCAAAAAAUUGGGGAUUUGAUCAGACUUUUGAUGGGAAGAUUAACUUUUAGGAGAAUGAUUUGAGUUUUGCUAGCUAAGUGACUUAGCCAAGUCAUACUGCUAGAUGAAUAAAAGAAUUAACAGAUGUAUUGAGUUCAAAAGUUAUAAUAA